Tauraco erythrolophus (red-crested turaco) is the source of this 513-nucleotide messenger RNA. The record is from RefSeq and is a predicted model, not a curated record. NCBI's taxonomy places the organism in Eukaryota, Metazoa, Chordata, Aves, Musophagiformes, Musophagidae.
AUGAGCAUAAAUCACUUCCUCACGGCUGUGCUGAAGUUUGGGAGCUUGGAAAGACACAUCCAGCUGAAAGUCAUUGCUAUUGAUGAGCAGCUGAGAGUCGUUUAUGAGGAUAAUGUUCAUUUUGAUAAAGACCUUCCAGAAUUUAAGACUCAAGGUGGAGUCUAUAUUCACAAUGACAGACUGACAGUCACUUCUCCAGUGCUAAUGUGGGUCAAGGCUCUGGAUAUGAUUUUGGAAAAGAUGAAGUCUGCGGGCUUUAACUUCUCUCAAGUCAGAGCUUUGUCUGGUGCUGGCCAGCAACAUGGGAGUGUGUACUGGAAAAAAGGAAGCAUCCACAUUUUAAAGAAUGCAUCAUCUGAUCUGCCUUUACAUCAGUCACUAAAGGCUUGUUUUUCUGUCAGCAACAGCCCCAUCUGGAUGGAUUCGAGCACAGCUUCCCAGUGCAGCGCUCUGGAGAAAGCGGUGGGGGGAGCACAGCACCUAGCAAGUAUCACUGGUUCUCGAGCCUACGAG